Molecule: messenger RNA, 2367 nt
Organism: Zea mays
Lineage: Eukaryota; Viridiplantae; Streptophyta; Magnoliopsida; Poales; Poaceae
Product: Importin subunit alpha
Exons: 11
Coding region: 149-1738 (529 amino acids)
Biological process (GO): protein import into nucleus
Cellular component (GO): cytoplasm
Molecular function (GO): nuclear import signal receptor activity; protein binding
Source: RefSeq, marked validated
UCCGUUCCCCAAUUCGAAAUCGAAUCGGGUCCGACGGGUCGGUCUUGCCGUGCGUGCGUGGCUGCGCGAGCGACUCGACUGCACCCCCGCUCCUCCCAGUCCCCACACACUGCGCGCCGCCGCCGGGUCCUCCUAGGGUUUCGCCGCGAUGUCGCUCCGGCCGAGCGAGCGGGAGCAGAUGCGGAAGGGCAACUACAAGCAGACGGUAGACGCGGAGGAGAGCCGCCGCCGCCGCGAGGGCCAGAUGGUGGACAUCCGCAAGGCCAAGCGCGAGGAAAGCCUCCAGAAGAAGCGCCGCGAUGGGUUUCCCGCCUCCGCCGCCGGUGUGCCGCCGAUGGGCCACUCCACCGCGCUCCAGCAGAAGCUCGAUGGCUUGCCGGCGAUGGUGCAGGCCGUCCACUCCAACGACCCCUCCGUGCAGCUUGAGGCCACCACACAGUUCAGGAAGCUGCUUUCUAUAGAGCGUAGUCCCCCAAUCGAAGAGGUGAUCAGCACAGGAGUGGUGCCGCGAUUCAUUGAGUUUCUUACACGUGAGGACCAUCCCCAACUCCAGUUUGAGGCUGCAUGGGCACUCACCAACAUUGCAUCAGGCACAUCAGAGAACACUAAGGUGGUGGUUGAGAGUGGUGCUGUGCCCAUCUUUGUCAAGCUACUCAACUCCCUCAGCGAGGAUGUUCGUGAACAGGCUGUAUGGGCUUUAGGUAAUGUUGCUGGUGACUCCCCAAAGUGCCGUGAUCUGGUACUUGGUCAUGGUGGGCUAUACCCUUUGCUGCAGCAGCUUAAUGAGCAUGCUAAGCUUUCGAUGCUUAGGAAUGCUACAUGGACUCUCUCCAACUUCUGUCGGGGGAAGCCACAACCAAACUUUGAUCAGGUCAAACCAGCAUUGCCAGCACUACAGCACCUUAUUCACUCUCAGGAUGAGGAGGUCCUAACUGAUGCCUGCUGGGCGCUCUCAUACUUGUCUGAUGGGACUAAUGAUAAAAUCCAAGCUGUUAUUGAAUCUGGCGUGUUCCCUCGCCUUGUGGAACUUCUGAUGCAUCCUUCGGCCUCUGUACUCAUUCCAGCUCUUCGCACGGUGGGUAACAUUGUAACUGGGGAUGACAUGCAGACUCAGUGUGUCAUUGACAAUCAAGCACUUCCAUGCCUUUUGAAUCUUCUGACUACCAACCACAAGAAAAGCAUCAAGAAAGAAGCAUGCUGGACGAUCUCAAACAUCACAGCUGGUAACAAGGAGCAGAUUCAGGCUGUGAUCAAUGCAAAUAUAAUUGCACCUCUGGUGCAACUCCUGCAAACUGCUGAAUUUGACAUCAAGAAAGAAGCAGCCUGGGCAAUUUCAAAUGCCACUUCUGGUGGCACACAUGAUCAGAUCAAGUACCUUGUUGCCCAGGGUUGCAUUAAGCCACUCUGUGAUCUGCUUGUUUGCCCGGAUCCCAGAAUCGUAACAGUUUGCUUGGAGGGUCUCGAGAACAUCCUGAAGGUUGGCGAGGCAGAGAAAAACCUUGGUGCAGGUGAUGUCAAUGUCUAUGCACAGAUGAUUGAUGAUGCUGAGGGCCUGGACAAGAUUGAGAACCUGCAGAGCCAUGACAACACCGAGAUAUAUGAGAAGGCUGUGAAGAUGCUGGAAUCCUACUGGCUGGAGGAGGAAGAUGAUGCCAUGCCCUCAGGCGACAAUCCCCAGAAUGGCUUCAACUUUGGGAACCAGCCCUCUGUUCCAUCAGGUGGAUUCAACUUUGGCUGAAGAUGCCCAUUUGGAAUGGCCGCUGUGCCAUUAUGCCUUGGCUAGUGCUCUGGGCUAGUCAGAGGUGUGGGGUAGCGGCGUCAACCAAGUCAUGGUUGAGUCCCAUUGGUCUGGUCUCAGGGAGUUGUCAUGUCAGUCCCAGUCAGCAGGGUCAGUCCUUGGGCUGCAUUACCAGUGGUGCAGCUUGGUCGGUGGUCAGUCUUGAAGGUCAGCCGGUUGGAUCAUUUGGGCUCUUGCUCCCACCAGCACCACCUCUGGUGGGAGGCAUCAGGCAUGGAGUCGCGGGUGUUGUCGGGAGUUGGGUUUUGCCUCCUAUACAGCAUAAAUGAAUUAUAUUGUUUUACCUGUUGGUAGAAAGAACCUUGAAAGAUAGGGAACGUGUCGUUUUUUGUCAAAGCGGUUCCUGUGCUGUAUAACAUGUUGCAUGAGUAUUGGCGCAACUUAUAAGACAAUGUCAAAUGGGUUUUUGGGAGUCCCAUUCUGGUUUCUUGAGUCUUCUUCAUUGGUCUAUUGUGUAACAUGUACACAGGUUUGUGGUUCGUCUUGUCUUGUCUGUUGUAUUUGCCACCGUUGUCUGGAAGUUGUUGCAUGCUUAUCUAGAACAGCAGUAUACCAGGGUUAAUUCUGUG